AUUUGACCUAUAUGCAGGCGCUAACACGCGCUGGAAGCUCCGUCACUCGCGAUGCCGCUUCGCUCCUUCAGAUCGCGCGCUUACACUUCGAUGUUUAUAAAUAUAUGUAUUUACUGAUGAAUUAAAUUUCACGUUCGUAAACAUGGAGAACGCCGGGCGCUUUACAUUUGAGUUACAGUCGCGGCGUCCAAUCACAGGCUGAGGACCGCAUGCCUGUACGAGAGCGACCAAUCGGAAGCGUGAUUCCAGUAUCAUAUGGAUGCGCUCGUCCAAUAGGAUGAGAGGAGGGCGGGAUCAGACUGAAGUGUUCGGAUCGUGAUUCAGUCGUCAUGAGUCACCGCACCAUCCAUCUCUUCCGUAAGGGCCUGCGGCUGCACGAUAACCCCACCCUGCUGGGGGCGCUGGCGAGCUCCGCCGCGCUCUUCCCCGUCUACGUCCUGGACCACAUGUUCCUGGAGGGGGCGAUGCGCUUGGGCCCGUUACGCUGGCGCUUCAUCCUGCAGAGUCUGGAGGAUCUGGACGCCCGUCUGCGGGCGCUGGGCUCACGGCUCUACGUCCUGCGUGGGUCGACGGCGGCGGUGCUGCGUGACCUCGUGACCCGGUGGAGCGUCACGCAGAUCAGCUACGACACGGAGGUGGAGCCGUAUUACGCGCGCAUGGAGCAGGAAAUACAAGCGCUGGCACAGGAGCGCGGACUCCAGACGUACACGCAUGUGUCGCACACGCUCUACGACCUCAAGAGGAUCGUGAAGGCCAACGGCGGCUCUCCUCCGCUCACGUAUAAGAAGUUCCUGCAUGUUUUGUCUGUUUUGGGUGAACCGGAGAAACCGGUGCGGGACGUCAGCGCUGAGGACUUCCUGAGAUGCUCGACCCCUGCGGAGCCGGAUCCGGAGCAGACAUACGGAGUCCCGUCUCUGGCUGAUCUGGGUCUGGAGAAUGAGUCUGAGGUCUUAUGGCCCGGCGGAGAGACGCACGCGCUCCAGAGACUCCACAAACACUUCCAGAGUCAGGGAUGGGUGGCGAACUUCUCCAAAGCGCGGACGGUUCCGAACUCUCUGCUGCCCAGCACCACAGGCCUCAGUCCGUACCUGAGUCUGGGCUGUCUGUCGGUCCGCACCUUCUACCACCGACUCAGCAGCGUCUACGCACAGUCGAAGAACCACUCGCUGCCACCCGUGUCUCUCCAGGGUCAGGUUCUGUGGCGCGAGUUCUUCUACACCGUCGCGUCGGCCACGCCGAACUUCACCAAGAUGCAGGGGAACCCCAUCUGUCUGCAGAUCGACUGGUACCACGAUCCAGAGGCUCUGGAGAAAUGGAGAACCGCUCAGACGGGCUUCCCGUGGAUCGACGCCAUCAUGACCCAGCUGCGGCAGGAGGGCUGGAUCCAUCAUCUGGCGCGGCACGCCGUGGCCUGUUUCCUGACGCGAGGAGAUCUCUGGAUCAGCUGGGAGGAGGGCAUGAAGGUGUUCGAGGAGAUCCUGUUGGACGCGGACUAUAGCAUGAACGCUGGUAACUGGAUGUGGUUAUCUGCUAGUGCGUUCUUCCACAAAUACACCAGGAUCUUCUGCCCCGUGCGUUUUGGUCGUCGGACUGACCCUCAAGGACAGUAUCUGAGGAAAUACCUGCCCGUUCUGAAGAACUUCCCCUCGCAGUAUAUUUACGAGCCGUGGAAAGCACCAGAAGACGUCCAGCUCAGCGCCGGCUGCAUCAUCGGUAAGGACUAUCCUCAUCCCAUGGUGUGCCACAUAGAGGCCAGUCAGAGGAACCUGGGUUUGAUGCGUCAGGUGCGCAUCGAGCAGCAGAACACGGCCGAACUCACGCGAGAUGUGGCGGAUGACCCAAUGGAGGUGGGGCUUAAGCGUGAGCUACAUGAGGAGGAGGAGCUUCUGGAGGGGGCGGAGCAACACAGCAAGUCCAAACGUUUUAGCGGUGACGCGGAUCAUAAGUCCCAGAAACUCUACUGUUGAGCGGAGAGGUCAUGUGACUCUAGAACUGCCCAAUGAGACCACCACAUUACUUGACAUUACUUGUGUUAUACUGAACAGAAGACGGCAUUUGAACUCUAUUGAUCAGUUUGUUGGGUCUGAACACUGUGAUGCUGGUGCGUUUUUCUGUGUUCAUGAGAGAUUUAUCUAUAUUGAACAGAGUUUAUGAACUAAAAUAGGUGUAUUAUACAAUUUUCUAAUUUCAUGCAAUAGUCUUUCUAAUGCAAAUGUGUUUUUGUCAGUCAUUAAAUACAUGUGUAUAUUAUGCAAAAGAUCAAAUAAAUCAACUUGAAAUUAGCUUUGGCAUGUAAAUAAGUAUAUAAAUAUUCAUAACAACAAAAACACGACUAAAAUCACAUCUCUUCCAUCUUUAUUUGACCCUCUAACUCUAGCACACUCUAUUCUAAUUCUAUUCUUAAAAAACUCUAUUCAUUUACUAACUGCUUGUUUUCUUAAAAAAAAAAAAAAAACUAACACUACCUUCUCUAUUCUUUUUGUAUUCUAUCUAUUUGUUUUCUUUUUAUUUAUUAUAUAAUUUUUAAAAACACCUUGCUACGUGUGCUGUGUUAAGCUAACUGAGACGUGUUACAGCACUUGUAUAUCAUUGCUCUUUUGUUGAUUCUGAUUGCUUCCAUUGUCCUCAUUUGUUCUGCAGAAUUAAUAAAUGUAAAUGUAUUUAAAAAAUAAUUAUAUCUUUUAAUAAACUAUC
Messenger RNA from Onychostoma macrolepis, 2694 nucleotides. It is a transcript of the gene cry4, whose product is annotated as cryptochrome circadian regulator 4. Gene Ontology annotation, cellular component: nucleus; cytoplasm. The transcript has 11 exons. Gene Ontology annotation, biological process: entrainment of circadian clock by photoperiod; circadian regulation of gene expression. Gene Ontology annotation, molecular function: DNA binding; FAD binding. Bases 330 to 1967 code for a protein of 545 amino acids. NCBI's taxonomy places the organism in Eukaryota, Metazoa, Chordata, Actinopteri, Cypriniformes, Cyprinidae. The record is from RefSeq and is a predicted model, not a curated record.